AUGGCGGCAUAUUCGAACAGAUCUCCUUCUCCACUUUCCACACGACCCGGUAAUCCAAAUCCCAAAAUUUCUGAAUCUAAUUCCGGACCCAGACGGAGUUUCACUGGAAACCCUAAUUCUCGACCAUCUGUUCACACGAAUCCGAAAAACUUUUAUCCCAGUACCCCUGCCAACAGCCCUUCAGAUUUUGCAAGAAGACGCUCGGUGGGGAAAGAAGGUAUCGUUGCUAAAGAGAAUGAUGAUCACAACUUAAAAGCAGCAAAUAUCCGGCAGGCAGGUUCGGGUUCCAAGAAUUUCAUGUCUCCAACGAUUUCUGCAGCCUCCAAGUUCACUCCAUCACCAAGAAAGAAAGUUUUGGUGGAGAGAAACGAUCCAGUUCGGACUUCAAUUUCGCUCUCCGAUGGAAAAGCUGUUUUUUUAUCUGCGAAUUCCGAAGAUACCGAGCCAAAAUCUGACAUGGAUUCAAAUCUGAACAAGGUCUGGGGAAGUUCUCUUGACUCGAAAGUUUCUGAUACAGCAGAGAGAGACGCUGCUCUUGAAGGUCCUCCAGUUUCCAAGCCAUUGAAGAGAGUGACAUUUUUAGAGGUACCUUCAGAUUCUGAGAAUACAUUUGAAUCAAUGUCGGAUACAGUAAUUAUAGAUUCUGAUUGUUUUAAUGAGAACAAGACUUCUUGUUCAUCUGGACCCCCUGUUAUAGCUCCACUUGAUGCUGAUCCUUCUAUGCCUCCUUAUGACCCUAAAACCAAUUACCUCUCUCCAAGGCCUCAGUUUCUUCACUAUAAACCAAAUCCACGAAUAAAAAUUCUUUUGAACAAGGGAAGGGAGAUCGAUUCAGAUGAAUUCAAGAAGUUAGAAGAUAGUUUUAUGUCAGAAAUUAUAUCUGGAAGCAAUUCAGACUCCGAAGGCACAGAAGAGUCUUCGCAGAAUGAAACAUCAGAGGAUACUUCUUCAAUCAAAAUGGUGUUGGGAGUAGAUGAAAAAGAAGAAAAUAAGGUGCUGGAAGUAAAUGAAAAAGAAGAAGAGACUCUUGUCUCUGAUUCAUUAUUACCAAUCAGUACAACUGUUCCUGAUGUAAUUUCUGAGGAGAAUUUUGAGGCUAAAAGGGAUAAGAAAUCAUGGGUUUUCCCUAGAUUAAAAUGUUUUUCUUUGCUUUUGAUGUUCUUGAUUGCAUGUGUAUGUGUAUCAGUAUUGGCUACUGAUUCAUCAGUCAUUCGUGCAUCUAAGCUUAAAGAUUUGAGCUUGACUAAUCUUUAUCACCAAUCAAGAGCUGCUGCUUUUACGAAAGUCAAUUUGGAUGGAUUUGUCAGAAAUGUUAAUCAGUAUUCAGUUGAUUCUCUGUCCUAUAUAUCUAAGCUGAUUACUGAUUUUGGUAGAGAAAAUAAACUGGGAACUUUGCAGUUCAUGAACUCGACUGAUUUACAGUAUGAGUUGAUGAUUGAUGAUCACUUUAUGAUGAAAAAGCAGUUCAGCAAAGAAUUUGAAGAAAAUGAGAUGGAAGAGAAUUUAGACGCAGAAUUUCAGGAAAUUGAAGAGGAAGUUUCUGCGGAGGUUGAUUCUAAUGAGAUCAUUGAGAAGGAAACUGAAGUAUCAAAUGUAUUAGAAGAAAACCUUGAAGAAAAUGAGAUGAAAGAGGAUUCAGACGCUGAAUUGCAGGAAGUUGAGGACGAAGGUUAUGCAGAGAUUGAUUCUGAUGAGAUAAUUGAGACAGAAGUCAAAGACGUAUACCCAGCUUCUCCUGCACAGCUUCCAGAAUCCGAGCCCGAUAGUCAAGUAAACAUGAAGAAUGAAGGAGAGAUUGUCUCUUAUAUUAAUGUUGAACAGAAGAGUGACACAAUCUCAGAAGAUCAGUUCGCCAUAAAUUCAAUGGAUCGUAAAAUUCAAAGCGAAGCCAACAUUGUUAAUCCUGAAAUAAGCAAAACUGAGAAAAUCGAAGGUAGCAAUGAUCUUGAUCGUUGUACACAGGCUGAUCUUAAGUUAUUGGAUCACGAAAAUUCGUCUAAAAUCGAUUCUCUUAACAAAGGUGUUGAGGGUACGCAAGUGGUGGCGUCGAAACUUAGUCAAGUAGAUGGUAAAUUUGCUGUUGUGGGAGUUUCUUGCCUAGUUGUUACAUUAUUGGCAGCUGCAGCUUUCACCCAUAGGAAUCAAAGAACUUCUACGUCGUCCAAAGCUGUCUCUUGUACUGAUCCAUUGUCGAGUAAGAAGACAAUCUAUGGAUUAGCUGGUGAUGUAGGGCAUGUGUAUCAAGAAAAGCAUUCCUCUCAGAAUUGGACAACAGAGGACGUAUCAUGUCGUUCGGAAGUUAGUAGUUUUGUGAAAAACUCGUCAUCGUCUCACAGCAAAAGAAGAGUAUCAAAUGAAGCUCAAAGCCAUGACAGGAAGGCAAGAAAAUUUUCGAAAAGGGAGUCAUUGGCUUCUUCUUCCUCAGAGUAUUCUGGUUCUGUUUCAUACGGAAGCUUCACCACUUAUGAGAGGAUCCCAAUCAAGCAUGUUAAUGGAGAUGAAGAAAUUAUUACCCCAGUGAGGCGAUCGAGCAGACUCAUUAACCAGUUUCGGUAUUCAAGAAUUGUAAUUCACAAUAGAAGGACAAGAGUCUAUUGUAAGAAUCAAGAGAGUGAAAACCAAAGCAAUGGUGAAGAACCUCCUGAGUCAUUGUUUAUGAAAGAAUUAAAGAGGCGAGGUAUGACACCUACUUCAUUGCUCGAGGAAGAGAAUAGGAGCAUUGAGAGCGAUGAUCAAAUGAAGUUCAAAGAAGAAGAUCGGAGUUUCUCACUUAGAAAUGCAGUGAGAACAGAUUCUGAAAUAAACCUACUUAAUCAGAGGGAGCAGUCUAUGGCACUGAACAGUGAAGGCCUUGAGGGUUUGAUUCCACGGGCUAAACUUUUGCUUACCCUUGGGGGAACUUUCUUUUUGGCUUUUUGGCCAUUGAUUCUCGUAACUGUUGCAUCAUUUGCUGCUCUGUAUCUGUAUUUUGGACCAUCUUUUGUUCACAAUGGAAGUGAUACUCCUGUCAGUUCACCUCAAUAUAUAGAUCCUUCUGUACUACUUGAAGAAGAAAGGAUAUAUAAAACCGCCCCUAGUCUAAAUUAA
Fraxinus pennsylvanica is the source of this 3087-nucleotide messenger RNA. Lineage: Eukaryota; Viridiplantae; Streptophyta; Magnoliopsida; Lamiales; Oleaceae. The record is from the annotation of a GenBank genome assembly.